AUGUUACUCGCGCAUGACGCGUAUCAAGCUAGGAUGCAUCGUCUUUUUACUGAGCUGGAGCCAUCUAUUACCGUCACCGAGCAAAACGUGGCAGACCGAGUUCGGUAUAUCGUACGGUCAAAUAUAUUCGAUAGCGCCGAACUCGAACGGCUACGACGUGAGGCUAUUCCCUUGUCAAAUGAAAAUGCUACGACUGAGGAUGCGGUGCCACAAGUUGCAGAACAACCCGCAUACGUGGAUGCCGCCGUGAAUACCGCAGUGGUUGCUGAUUCAAAUGAUGAUGGGACAUUCACCCAAGAACUAGAAAUGGAGCAAAUGAGGAGUACAUUGGAAAAGGCGAUUGGGGAAACGCGGAGUACGCCUCUCAAAAAAUCGACCACGAUUUCCCCGCAUAGCCCUAAGCAAGCAGAAUCUGGCUGUCGUGAGGGCUCUGAACCCAAUGCUGGUGGCCUAUUUGGAAGCCAGCCGGGACCCUUGCAAGACGGACUCAAUUCUUUUUGGCGCCGCGCUGGCAGUCUGCCAUAUUAUAUGCGCCAAGGUUUCCACGGCUGGACGCGCUACUGGCUAAAGUAA
This is a messenger RNA of Parnassius apollo (apollo), 573 nucleotides long. The record is from the annotation of a GenBank genome assembly. Lineage: Eukaryota; Metazoa; Arthropoda; Insecta; Lepidoptera; Papilionidae.